Molecule: messenger RNA, 469 nt
Organism: Cyprinus carpio (common carp)
Lineage: Eukaryota; Metazoa; Chordata; Actinopteri; Cypriniformes; Cyprinidae
Product: exosome complex component RRP41-like
Exons: 1
Coding region: 109-333 (74 amino acids)
Biological process (GO): U4 snRNA 3'-end processing; poly(A)-dependent snoRNA 3'-end processing; rRNA catabolic process
Cellular component (GO): nucleolus; cytoplasmic exosome (RNase complex); nuclear exosome (RNase complex)
Source: RefSeq, a predicted model, not a curated record
AGUCCAGCAGGCGGAGCUGUUUACAUUCAGAGACGAAAAUCAACAACGCAAGGAGAUCUGAGAAGAAGUGCACACGUGUUUCUAGCGUAGAACGAGGAGUAGCGAUCAAUGGCGGGGCUCGAGCUGCUGUCAGACCAGGGAUACCGACUCGACGGCCGGAAAGCGUCCGAGCUGCGGAAAGUGCAGGCGCGCAUGAGCGUGUUCGCGCAGGCGGACGGAUCCGCGUAUCUGGAGCAGGGCAACACUAAAGCGCUGGCCGUGGUGUACGGACCGCACGAGGUGAGCGCAUCACAGAGCGACACCCAUCUCACAUCGGGUGAAGUUCAUUUAUAGGGCUUCGUGCGUAGCCUACUAUAGAACAGCAUUUAUUUUCAACUCAGUUGUAGACGUUCCCGCGAGUUUCCCCGUUAUAACGCAGUAAUUAACAAACACGUAUCUUAGCACGCGCGGGUGACGACACACCAGAUAU